This is a messenger RNA of Protopolystoma xenopodis, 309 nucleotides long. NCBI's taxonomy places the organism in Eukaryota, Metazoa, Platyhelminthes, Monogenea, Polystomatidea, Polystomatidae. The record is from the annotation of a GenBank genome assembly.
AUGACAGCUGUGGGAACCUACAUCCGUCUUCUGGUCAGAGACUACCAGAUCUCGACGCACACUGUGUUGUUGAAGGGUGAUCAAGCAUCUGGUAACUCGAAGAGCACCUUUUGCAUACAGAGUUCGCAGUUUACACAGACUGAUCUCGGCGUCCGGUGGCUGUCUAUUUGCUGGGGUAGUGAAGGUGCUCAAGUGCUCGACAUCGAAUUCGCCGAAAACCCGCACCACAUCGGUGCUGCCGUAGUUCGAGUUUCGGCUGAUAAGGUGGCACCGCAAGCGCACGGCAGAGACCGAGUUGCAAGCAUGUAA